CAGCAGAUUAUCAUGAUGAAUGGAUCAACGCGUAUUGCAGUCCAAAGAUCACAAUCAAUAUUUAAGGUGUCGGACGUGCGUCCUCACCUCCAUUCCGCGCUCCUACCUUCAAAAUGCACUUCCGAUUCGCAAACUUCGUCCAAAUCCGUUUGAGUCCUACUACUUUACUCCUCCUCACUGUCCUCGGCCAGAUUGUGAUCAUGGGUUUUGCAUGGGGCUUCACCGGAGCAAUCUGGUACAUGGGGGUUCUCGCACUGCCUGAUCAUAUCGUUUAUCUGAUCGUAGAGUAUCCGACCGUGAUGACCUUGAUAGUUACGUUGAUCUCAACUGCCUUGGCGAUCAUUACUUCAACGUACGUCUUCCUCUGCACAUCCAGUCUGAAAUCCUACCCUUCUGUUAUUGCACAGGUUCUUCACAUUUUCCGUCAAGGAAGCGCUUCGGCACCACCUUUCAGGGUCAUCGAUUACACUGUUCAAGCUUCGCACUGCAAUAGCGCUGAGCAGGCCGACCUGGAUAUUGCGAUGGUGAUUUCUCAAGCUGUCGGCCCUCACGUUGGUGGUCUAUGCGAUGGUCACAUUUCUAAGCACGAGGUCUGCGCUGUUCUUAAUGAACCUAGCGGAGAUAUGUUUGACGCUGGUUUAUACAGUUGGAGCACUUUCCUCCUACCCACCCUUAUUCAAUGGCCUGUGGAAAUAUUCGGAACGGAACUAGACUUGGGAUCUGCUGCAUUUGUAAAUCAGUUGAAUAGGGACCUUCAUACCUACAACUACACUGCGAACUCCGUACAAGCACCUGCAUUUGACACCAUCAGUGUCUUGGCUCUCCUCGGUGGUAUUGCUGCGGUCAGCGUUCAAGGAGGUGUGGAAACGAGUAGUAUGUUCAACUUCAACGGAGUUUCAUACAAUCAGUCGACUGGUGGAGUUCUCCCCGUGAUAGAGGAGUACUCUGGAUCAUCAACCCCGUCGGGUUCUGACGUCGGCCUGGCGUUCACCGGUGGACAAGUACCAGUUAAUAUCAGUUUUAACUGGGGACACCUUGAACGCGAUGCAGACACUCAAGGCAUUGCGAAGAGCUACACUGUUACACAGCAGGGUCUCACAGCAAAUGUUACAUGUCAGCCGAUCGACCGCAGCCAGAAUACGUUUUCACUUACCCCAUACCCGGUGCCAGGACCUACGGGCUCGAAUAUGACGUUCAUCACGUGGAUAACCGAAGCGAAUUGUUCAGGAAACUUAAAUUCAAUGACCUACUAUACCAUUGGCAACGCAACCGGUCAGACAAACGAUGCAACGGAUGGAUUACUCCCCACUGUUGUAUGUCCCAGCCCAAACUCGAUGACAUUCAACCCAUAUAAGUUUGAUAUCUUCAUGUCUGGCUUGUACGAGUACAGCUUUUUUCCAACGACCGUUUGCGAGGUCGUUCCCUACCUGACCACUGUCAACGUCACUUAUAAUGGAGGCAUCAUAUUUGUCGAUCGGAUUGGCGCAUCUUCCGGUUCGACAAGCAGUUCAAAUUUACCUGUAUCUCAGUUUAUCGCGAGUGUAAUGAAUUAUCAAGCGGGGAUAAACCAAGCCACAAGCACGAAUACAAUUAGUAACUUUUUGGCCGCGUAUGGUACGAGCAAUGUAUCAGUGAUGUACAACGAACUCGUAAAUUUUCCCCCUUCCUCUGGUAUCACAUGACUGAUUACUUUUUUUUUUUUUUUUUUUUUUUGCAUCAGAUUUAGUCCUUUGGGGUCAUUGACCCUAUGUUGGACAUUUUUCGUCAUGUGCGUUUUUCUCUAUAUGGGACGGGGCAGAUAUAUGUGCUAGCGCUGCUUAUGGGACUGACACGUACUCCCUGUGCUGCCUGGUGGGGCAGCACAGGUAAGUACAAAAG
This is a messenger RNA of Suillus discolor, 1878 nucleotides long. RefSeq lists its product as uncharacterized. Bases 114 to 1682 code for a protein of 522 amino acids. The record is from RefSeq and is a predicted model, not a curated record. The transcript has 7 exons. Lineage: Eukaryota; Fungi; Basidiomycota; Agaricomycetes; Boletales; Suillaceae.